Ambispora gerdemannii is the source of this 939-nucleotide messenger RNA. NCBI's taxonomy places the organism in Eukaryota, Fungi, Glomeromycota, Glomeromycetes, Archaeosporales, Ambisporaceae. The record is from the annotation of a GenBank genome assembly.
AUGAGUUCGCGUACUCGAAAACAUGCACAAACAUCCACCUCCAAUAGUUCAUCAUUAACGCCAUCACAAUCCUCAACACUAUUUUCAUUCAAAUUUAUCCCGCAUCUUAUGUUAACAUUAUCACAAAUAAUUCUAUCAACACUCGCACUUCUGCACUUUCCAUCCUAUAAAUUACUGGAUGAUCCGGUGAAAUCUUUGAAAUCGACGGUGAUAAUACUGGCCGGGGUACAAUUAUUGAUUGAGGCUGCUCGAUGGACUGUGUUGUUGGAUGGUGGACGCAAAAUCGAUAGUGAUGAUGUCGAUACGAAAAUAUCAAAAACUUCUAUGGCCAAAAUUCGGUAUAUGAUCAAGAAACGGCAGUGGUAUUUCGUUAUUGCGGUAGGGAUCACAUUAUUCGGGGCCUUCUUUUUUCACAUAAUUGCCGUGCUUUUUGGCGCUCCUUUGCUCAACAAAGUAGAAAACACGUGGCUAUUUGCAAUUUAUGUAUCAUUACUAGCGAUAUUCCCAUCUGCAUGCGCAUUGAGAGAUAAUGGUCCAGCAUGGGCAAGGAUAUUUUCGGAUAAUAAUCCAGUGACAAUACCAGAAAAGUCAAUUUAUUACCCUACGGUGGCUACAGUGGUGGGUGCUUGGUUGGGUGCUAUUGUGAUACCGUUGGAUUGGGAUCGUCCUUGGCAGGUGUGGCCCAUUCCAUGCGUAAUUGGUGCAUUUUUGGGACAUAUCGUCGGCAAUUUAGUAGCAUUGAUUGUUUGCUACUUCAAUGUCGAAAGUACCGCAGAGAAAAAGAGAAUCGAUUCAAUUGUUUUUUGUGUUGCUAUUGAUGUUGAUGGCAGACUCGACCUUGAUUCUGGCUUGACAUCAAAUCUUGUUUUACGUUCUGGCCUUGCAUCACAUUCCGUUUUACACCCUAACAUUUUUGAUGAAAAGGCGCUACAAUUUUAG